GAGGAAAAUACAAUAUUUGUUCUUGACAAUUUUCCAAAAUGGAGAUCGGCGUCGUAUCUUGUUUUUACUAUAAAUGUAAUAAACGCACGAGUCCAAAGACCAAUCAGGCGUUGCUUUACAUAUACAUGUAACUCAAAACUGCUAGAGAGAAAAGAAAAAGGAAAGAGAAAUCGACAACUUUGAGCAGCAUAGAGAGGCGAUCGCCAGUCAACCGUACGUACAAAAACAGGUUGCAGCUUGUGUGACGGCAGUGUGAAAUGAGCAUGUGUUAAUGUUAGUUCGAAGAUCAGUUCGGAAAUUUUUAGCCGACGAAGACAGAAUUGCUAUUAGCAGUAGUUAGUUUCCAAGUGAACGUGCUCGUAUUAAUAAUAAAACGCUUAAGCUAAGGAGUUGUAUGGAAAUAUGUACUUUAAAAUUUAAGCAGUGACUGUAUGUGGCCAAAUAACAAGAAUUAAUAAAUAAUUAAAUAGUGCUAGUUAAUAGAACCACAAAAAUACAACAGUGAAAAUGCUAAGCAUGACUGAGUUCGUGGAUAUGAGAAUGCAACAGCAGAUCGCGCAUGAAUUAUAUAGACAGCAAAUUAUGCAGCGUAUUCCGGAUCCAUUUCCACCUAUGCUCCCUUUUCAUAUGCCCCAUCACAUAAUAGUUCCCCAACGCCCGGCAUUGCCUGGUGUAAAAGCAAAAUUGGAAAACAACGAACUGUGGAAGCAGUUUCAUAGAAUCGGUACGGAAAUGAUCAUUACAAAGAGCGGAAGGCGAAUGUUUCCAUCAAUGCGUGUUUCAGUCUCUGGUCUCGAAAACGAAGCAAAUUAUUGUGUUUUGCUCGAAAUGGUUCCCAUUGGUGAUUGUCGGUUUAAGUUUUCUGGAUCGCAUUGGAUACCUGCUGGCGGAGCUGAGCCUCAGAGCCCCCAGCGAAUGUUUCUGCAUCCUGACAGCCCAGCCACAGGUACUCAUUGGCAAUCCCAAGCCAUUAUUUUUAACAAAGUUAAACUCACCAAUAAUACACUGGACAACAAUGGACAUAUUGUGCUCACCAGUAUGCAUAAGUAUCAACCUCGAUUCCACAUCAUCCGUACCUCAGACUUAACCCAGCUCCCUUGGUCUCCGCAGCAGGCUUUUGUUUUUCCAGAAACAGAAUUCGUUGCAGUUACUGCUUACCAGAAUGAUCGAAUUACAAAGUUAAAGAUUGAUAAUAAUCCUUUUGCCAAAGGAUUUCGUGAAACGGGCCAGUCACGUUGCAAGCGCAAGCUGAGCACCUUGAAUCCCGACGAAGAGGAUAUAGGGGAAAAUCCAUCCAGUCCCUGUAAAAAUUCGUUUGCGUGUAGCGAAGAUGAUCGUAUCAGCGUUAGCAGUGGACGGAUGGAGUUAGGAUCAAUAAAACGCUGCCGUUCGUUCGACUCUUACGAUGAUGAUAUUUACGUAAACUCGACCAGUUCACGUAGCUUUGAUAGUAUAUCGCCGCCCCAAUAUGAUGAAACAAUGUACUCGGCAAUGGCAAUGUACCACAGGGAACCUAUACAGUAUCAAUCCUUAAAUAGUCCGACCAUAGGUAUUUCCGCCGCUACAUAUUUAGCAGAUGCAGCCAAGAUCAAUCCACCUAUCUCCUCAACAACGGAUGAAAUGGAACCGUUGUUAAUUCAUCUGCCACAAAAAUUAAAUUUACAGAUGCACUUGCCGUAUUCGCGAUUGCCACAUCCACAUCUUCCACCCAUUACCAAUAUUACGCCGGAAGUUACAGUAUUAAGAAAUCCUACUGCGAUGACGCAUAUAAUUGAAGAACAAACUGCAGACAACGCAGCAAUAUUAUCCGAAGCCACCAGAACACAUAACGAAGAAAAAGUAGAGCCGAAACAAACGAAGCGCAAUAACUUUAGCAUAUCUGCGAUUUUAGCAUUCUAAUAAUUUCGUUUUUUAUCAAUUAUGUUCCAAGGUCUUCUAGCCUAAGAAGCAUAUAAUUUGGGUAUUCACAUAUUUAAAUUUGUACAUACAUACAUAUGUAUUAAAUAACAAAAAUUAGUAUAUGUUAAAAAAAUUUUGGAAGAAAUCCUUGUUAUUUUUGGUGCUCACUUGUGAGCAAUGUCAAAGUGUAAAUAGGAUCAUGUGUCAGAGCAUGAUCUGUAUCGCAAUUAAAUCAUAAAUAAUUUAAUUUUUCGUCAAUCUUUUAUUAUUACCGAACCAUCUUUCUCCGAUUUUGGAGGGGGAUUCGCCACUGCAUAUCUUGUUCACCUGGAAGUUUUUUUGCAUAUAUUCUCUCUUUAAAAAUACUUCUUGAAGCGCCUCAAUUACCAAUUUAAAUUCCUUCUUUUUAUACUCUUGUAACAUGUUGCUACAUAGUAUAAUAGUUUUGGUCACCCAAAGGUUGUUUGUAUCACCUAAAACUAAUCGAGAUA
Molecule: messenger RNA, 2390 nt
Organism: Bactrocera oleae (olive fruit fly)
Lineage: Eukaryota; Metazoa; Arthropoda; Insecta; Diptera; Tephritidae
Product: T-box-containing protein TBX6L
Biological process (GO): regulation of transcription by RNA polymerase II; heart development; positive regulation of DNA-templated transcription
Cellular component (GO): nucleus
Molecular function (GO): RNA polymerase II cis-regulatory region sequence-specific DNA binding; DNA-binding transcription factor activity, RNA polymerase II-specific
Source: RefSeq, a predicted model, not a curated record